Messenger RNA from Dentiscutata heterogama, 639 nucleotides. The record is from the annotation of a GenBank genome assembly. Lineage: Eukaryota; Fungi; Glomeromycota; Glomeromycetes; Diversisporales; Gigasporaceae.
AUGGCUCUUGAAAGACUUGCUGAGCUCGAAUAUCCAAUUAAGUGGCUAGCUAAUGACCUUGAAAAUUCAACCAAUAAUGAUUAUUGUUAUGAUGGUGCUAAUAUUUGUAACAAGCUAUUAUCAAAUGAAGAAUUUAAAGUUGUAAAGGCUCUUGUUAAACUUUUAUAUCCAUUUGAUAAAGCCACAGAAAUUCUUUCCAGAUCAAAUUAUACUACAUUGAGUAUAAUAGUUCCAACAAUCGAAAAAUUAGUUUAUCGACUAAAUAAUACAGAUAGUGAUUUUGAUAUUAUAAAUAAGGUAAAAGAAGAAAUUUUAUCUAACCUGUCAAGUCAAUGGUCCCUGCUACAUGAUUAUGGAAUGUAUGUGUCUUUACUUGAUCCUCGAUUCAAGAAUCUAUCUUUCUGUUCAAAUCAGUAUGAUGAAUUUGUAGAGCAAACUGAAAUUGAUAAAUAUCUUGCACUUCCUGAAAUUGAAACAACAGAAGAAAAUAAUCUGGUAGUUUGGUGGAAGCAGCGAAGAUUAAAAUUCCCAAUUCUUUGCAUACUUGCAAAAAAAUACCUUGCAAUUCCCACUUCGUUUGUCCCUUCAGAAUGCUUGUUCUCAGAUGCUAGCAACUAUGUAACUCCCAAACAAAACUGA